Messenger RNA from Mya arenaria, 4113 nucleotides. Its product is annotated as dentin sialophosphoprotein-like. The record is from RefSeq and is a predicted model, not a curated record. Gene Ontology annotation, cellular component: Cul4-RING E3 ubiquitin ligase complex. The transcript has 7 exons. The coding region runs from base 91 to 3036 and encodes 981 amino acids. NCBI's taxonomy places the organism in Eukaryota, Metazoa, Mollusca, Bivalvia, Myida, Myidae. Gene Ontology annotation, molecular function: protein binding.
CGCGCACCUGCUUCAUGAGAUGAAAACAAAACAUUUUAAUCAGUUUUAAUUGACUUACCAUUGUCAAAAGGAUUGUUACAUAUUGAUUCUAUGAUGCAUCGAAGCAGGCAAAGUUCGUUUAUCACUCGGCAAAACCGAGAGUAUGGGUAUUCAUCAAGGGUUGGAGAUACUGCGAAAAUAUGUGCAAGUUUGACAUCCGCAAUCAAAGCCCAUCGAACCUGGGACCCAAGAAAGACUGUCAGCGACACGGACCAUGGCGGUGUAUUCAAUUUUGGUUUCUCCAAGAACGGGUCAUUGCUGGGUGUUGCCAUGGAGAGGAAGAGUGUUCUGUUGUUUGAUGCUCUCAAUGGAAAACUUGUGGCCAAGAAGACCAAUGCCCACACAGACUGCGUCAAUUGUGUCAAGUUCCUUGAUGACCGUCUGUUUGCUACCUGCUCUGAUGACACCACAGUUGCAUUAUGGGAUGCCCGUUACCUGAAGCACAAUGUACAGACAUUCCGGGGCCACUCAAACUGGGUGAAGAAUAUAGAGUAUGACUCUAGCCAGGGGGUUCUCCUCACAUCCGGCUUUGAUGGCUGUAUCUACACCUGGAACAUUAACAGGUACAGUACAGAGGACACGUCUAACCGCGUGUUCUACACGAGCGGCCUGAUGAGGUCCAAGUUGUCGCCCGACUUCUCCAAGCUCAUCAUCUCCACACAUGAGGGCUAUAUCAUCAUCAUACAUGACCUAGAUCUCUCUACCCUUGGUGAGGACUUGAAAGGGUUCAAGCCCAACAUGUAUCGUCUGAUGCAGCGUAGCCAGACACCGCUGAAGAUCGGCCUGCAGUACAACCAUGUGUUUGAGCAGGACAGGAACCGAGUGGAGUUCAUAACUGACUGGCCAGCGGGGAAUGAGGCCAACAUCAUAUCAUCACUGCAGGUUCAUCCCCAUGGCUGGUCCAUCCUCUCACGAAACACAGACUCAUCAGAAAAUACAGAGUGGACAUGUGUCCAUGAUCUUCAAGACUAUGGUGAGGUAAAGAAGACCCCAUCCCGCCCGUGGGAGGUAGCAUGGACAGCCCCUCACACUAGCUCAGCCUACUGCACCUCAACAAACACACCUGCUUACUCCUCCCAGGCACCAUCUGCUAGAGCUAGAGGGGGCAACCAGUCUGCUGGCUCUGUCACUGAAAACACAUCCUCUGCUGCUGGAGAUGGAAAUCAGUCAAAUGAAGAAAACGUAAACCAGUCAGAUGAUCCUGGCACUGAAAACCAGUCUGCUGCUGGAAAUAACGACCAGUCAAAUGAAGAAAAUCUGAACCAUUCUGCUGACUUUGUCACUGAGAACCAGUCUGCUACUGCAUGUAGUAACCCGUCUCAUGAAGAAGAUAGAAACCAGGCUAAACCUGGAAACAGUAACCAGCCAAUGGAGGAGAACAUGAAUCAACCUGGUGUUGAUGAGAGCUCUUCUGUAUCAGCUGGCAAUCAGUCAAUGUCUACGGGGAGUAAUGAGGAAAAUGAAGGUAGUAGCAGUGCUAGUGCUAACCAAGAGCGGAAUCUUCAGUCACUUAGUCAGGCUACAAAUGCUGACAACUUAGCUAAUGAUGGAUCACAAAAUAAUUUGCAAAGUGACCAAAAUGAUAGCAGCAGUGUCCCAGUGAGGGACAGUCUACUACCAAGAGAAGACAUUGAAUCAGACAGUUCAGAGGGUGAAACCUCCUCAACUCAACCGUUGAGAAUCUCGCGAGGAGUGGGGAAUGGUUCUGUGAACCCAAGCCUGAGACCCGUGCCCCCUGCUAGUUCACCCCUUAUUGCAGGCCCCAUGCAUAACUCCCUGAUUCAGAUCAGGCGGGGCUCCAGACAGGAUGACGGCAGUUUCUCAUUCUCAAUAUCUGUGCACACAUCAAGUGGACGAACCAUCAUGUUCAGUCAGGAAGAUAUUGAGGCAGAUGAUGAGGAGGAUAGAGACUUCAGAAUUACACCUGUUAACACCGAGUCUAGAAGGCAAAAUGAAAGUAAUGGUACGGAUAAUAGAUCAAGGGUGCAGGAUAGAAGUAGUGAAAACACCGCCCAAUCAGGUUCAAGUAGUAGAGGCAUUAACCAGAGUGAUCAAGUCUCAGGUUUGAAUCUGGGUAUAAAUGGGAAUAGAAGUAGUUCAUUAAGUAUUGAAAUUAAUGACAUGGAUAGUGUUGAUGUUGACAAUAAUGACAACUCUGACGUUGAGAAUGAGAGUGAGCAUGACAUUAUUGAUGAUGUGAUGAUGUUCCCAGAUACUGACAGCUCUGAUGGUGAAGAAAAUGAUCCAGUUCAAGGGAGUGUCAAUAUAAACUGGCCAAGCCAUGCAGGCCUAAACAGUGGUGUCAAUAUUUCCAUACAGAGUAAUGAUGAUUCCAAUGAUGAGCCAAUGUUUAGACACACUGGACCUUCAAGAAUAAGGCGAAGGGCGAUAAACACUGUAAGGCAAAAUGCAUCCCCCUGGUCGAGAGCUUCUAGCAACCAGACAGACAAUUCAUCAAGUUCUAAUUCCAAUUCACAAAAUGUUGGUAACAGACGUGUGAACACUGCCGCCAAUAGCAAUAACCCGGCCCCUGGAGGGUCGGUCGAUGUUCAACCACGAAGUAAUUCCUUUAUGUUUGUGCUGGAGUCAAACUCAGGCACGAGGAGACGGAGAGUGCUCAACCUGAGCUAUCUGGACACUUUAACAGAGACAGAGAACUCACAGCUUAAAAAGAACAUUCACACAAACACGAAUCGCCUCCAAGGCUAUAUGGAAGAGUGUAAUGUAGGUCGUGGCUUCAUUAAAGAGGUGGCAUUCAGCUCAGAUGGCAGAUUAAUAAGUUCCCCAUUUGGGUUUGGUAUAAGACUGUUCUCAUUUGAUCCACAGUGUAACGAGCUCUGUGACUGUUAUCCCAGAUCCCCGGUCAAGCUCUAUGAAGCCACUUGCUCUCUAGCUCAUGUUAACAUUGUGGUUGCCACACAGUUUUCACCCGUACAUAACUUGGUUGUUUCAGGAUGUCUCGAUGGCAAAAUAGCUUUCCAUCAGCCUGUCCUUUAAAAGUCUGCAAUAUUGUUGUGUUACAUGGUAAUCAGAUCUGAAAGUUCAUCAAUUUUAUUUUUUGUUUUUAUGUUACAAGUCAAUAUGUACAUUCAAAGUAUAUGAACAGUUACUUUAACUGUUAAGUUGUCAUGUACAUGUAAUUUUUAUUGGAAUUCUUCAUGGUUUGUACAAUCAAUUUGUUUCUUGAACACAGUGGUGAUCUGAGGAUGCUGUUAAUGUUAGCGGUAAUUGAAGGAUGAUGUUUCAUUAAGAAGGCAAAACUUUACAAAACCUUUGUAAUGUGACAAGUUUUAAUCUUAGUAUUGUAAACUUGACAACUUCUGUUUUAAAAAGGCAAUCAAGGAAAAUGUUUUUUUGUUUAAACCAGUAUUAACUGGUAAUAAUAAUUGGUAUACAAUAAAAUAACCCUGGUGCAGUUCACCUAUGUUUAUUUUUGUUAUUGAUUUACUUUCAAAUAUUUUUUUGUGUUCAUUCAAUUCCAGACAUUAUAAUUAUGGUAAUGGUAAAAUCAUUGAUUCUAAUUUUAAUUUCGUCUGUUUUUCGAAGAAGGAAAUCGAGGUAUUGUGAUAGUCUUUGGGUUCUUGGCGCACGCAUCGGUUUUGUAGGCGUCGUGCAAAAGAAACAAUUUGGAAAUUGCUUAUAAAACGUUUCAAUAUAUUUGAAUGAAAGUUGAUUAGAAGCAGCACACUGUAGUGCACAUGAAAAUCGUAGUAAGACCCAUAACUCUGACUUGACUGAAUGUCACGUUAUGAACCUUUUUUGACUGAAUAAAGCAGACGAUGUGUGGAGUUCUUCUCGCAGUGUUCUUAUUGGCAUUGUUAAAUUACCUUUUGAUUGGAUUAUAAGAACAAACAUUGCAAGGUUGAUCUAGAGCAUGUUUUGUAGCAAUUGAGGUAUGGACUGCUGCUCAUUUUCCCUGAUAUAUGAUGCCUACAUAAAGGUAGUGAACUAGUCUAAUAUCAAUGUCAGAAAAGCGCUUCUUUAAACUAUGCAUGCAAUUACAGAUAACAAGGUCAUCUUCAUUUUGUUUUGUUAAGUGUGGUAUUCCAUGUCUUAUUAAAUAAUGAAGAACUU